AUGUCCACUACAAAUGCUUCAGCAGCCGGUGUUCCCUGGGUUGAACGCUAUCGACCCAAGUCAUUGAAAGACGUCUCUCACCAAGGCGAAGUUGUUGCGACUCUGCAGAAUGCGGUCACCACUGGUCGUCUUCCGCAUUUGCUGUUCUAUGGGCCUCCCGGAAGUGGAAAGACUUCCGUGGCAUUGGCAUUGUGCCGACAACUGUGGCACCCUUCUCAAUGGCGGAAACGCGUUUUGGAACUGAACGCCAGUGAUGAACGUGGAAUCUCUGUGGUCCGUGACAAAAUCAAGCAUUUUGCAAGUCUUUCUGUGGGACAAGUCAAUGUACCAGCCAAGCGCAACUUCUUUGGUGGCCCAAAAGAGGACGAGAAAAAAACGAUGGACGAAGAUGACGAGCAAGAGUAUCCUAAUCCACCCUUUAAGAUUAUCAUCCUGGAUGAGGCGGAUACAGUGACUGCAGAUGCUCAAGCGGCACUUCGAAGAAUCAUUGAAGCUAACUCGAGAAUUACUCGAUUCAUCUUGAUUUGUAACUAUGUGACAAGAGUGAUUGAACCACUGGCUUCUCGUUGUGCCAAGUUCCGAUUCCAAUCUCUCCCUCCACAUAGUAUGAAGAUGCGUUUGAAUGAAAUUGCUCAAAAUGAAGGCUGCUCGGUUACCGAUUCUCAUUUGGACUCGAUUUUGGAGCUUGCCGAAGGAGACAUGCGACGUGCUGUCACAACUCUCCAAUCGGCUCAUGCAUUGGGGAGCAUUGACGAUCAAGCAGUCGCAGAAUUGGCUGGGGUACCGCCAGCCUCGGAAGUGGAAAAGCUCAUUCAAGCUUUGCAUUGCAAUGAAUUUGAACCCAUGCGACAAGCUGUUGACGACAUUUGUGCCGAAGGAUAUGCGGGUCAACUUUUACUCAAGGUUUUGCUGGAAAAAUUUAUGGAUGCGGAUGACUUGGACGAGAUGGGACGCGCCAGGUUGGCAAUCCGAAUAGCCGAAGCGGAACAUCGCAUGAUUGAUGGGGCCGAUGAAUACUUGCAACUCAUGACUGUCUGUGGCUUGGCCAUGCAAUGCAUCCAAGCCAAGAAAGUAGCAAUGGAAGAAUAA
This is a messenger RNA of Cylindrotheca closterium, 1089 nucleotides long. The record is from the annotation of a GenBank genome assembly. NCBI's taxonomy places the organism in Eukaryota, Bacillariophyta, Bacillariophyceae, Bacillariales, Bacillariaceae.